AUGGGCCCUUUCACGGUCAGUCUUUGUGCAUCCAAUGAGACCUGGCGUGGGGAGGCUGGAGUGGCGCCUGCUUUAGAGCUGCGCCUCCUCCGAAUGCUGCCGGAUGCUGGUGCAGUCCUGAGUGGCGUGUCGUUGGUCAAAAAGGAGGCUCUGUCAUUUAGUCCAGUGCUGUCCCAGGAGCACCAGUCUGGCCUGAGACUCGGCAGGGUCCCUUCACAGCUGAGCAGUGCCCCCCUCCCCCCGUGGGGCAGGGUCCCUCCACCACCCACCCAAUGGGGCCCCAAGACAAGGGAAGCCCCUGCGGGCCGGGACCAUCUCAGAAAGGGCCUCCCUGACGCUUGCUUGAGGCCGCUGGAGCAUCUUGGGCCCCCCCAGAGGGACACCGGGGUGCCCUGGCUGAAGCGUUGUCUUUUCCUUUCCAGGUUGGUGGUUGGAGCCAGCUACGUGGCCCUGGAGUGUGCGGGGUUCCUCACAGGUUUUGGCCUCGACACCACCGUCAUGAUGAGGAGCAUCCCCCUGCGAGGCUUUGACCAGCAAAUGGCUCACUUGGUAACUGACUACAUGGAAUCCCAUGGCACAAAGUUUUUGAAGAAGUGCAUAGUCAAAAAAUUGGAAAAACUUAAGGAUAAUCAAAUCCAAGUUACCUGGGAAAACCGUGAGUUGGACAAAGAAGAGAUGGGCACCUUUGACACAGUCCUGUGGGCCAUAGGCCGAGUUCCAGAAACCAGCAACCUGAAUCUGGAAAAGGUCGGGGUGGAGCUGCACCCAACCACCCAGAAGAUAGUGGUCGAUGCCAAGGAGAUGACCUCAGUGCCUCACAUUUAUGCCAUCGGAGACAUAAGCCAGGGGCGCCCCGAGCUGACACCCACGGCCGUCGCUGCGGGGAAGCUGCUGGCCUGGCGCCUGUUCGGCCAGUCCGAGGACCUCAUGGAUUACAAUAACGUGCCCACCACAGUCUUCACUCCCCUGGAAUAUGCUUGUGUGGGGUUGUCGGAGGAAGAGGCCGAACAGCGCCACGGCCUGGAUCACAUCGAGGUGUAUCACGCCUACUACAAGCCUCUGGAGUUUACCGUGACGGAGAGAGACGCCUCUCAGUGCUACAUAAAGAUGGUGUGCUUGCGCGAGAAGGACCAGCGGAUUCUUGGCCUCCAUUUCGUGGGCCCCAACGCGGGCGAAGUUAUUCAGGGAUUUGCGCUUGGAAUCAGGUGUGGGGCCACGUACUCCGACUUAAUGAAGACAGUGGGCAUCCACCCGACCUGCGCAGAGGAAGUCACCAAGUUAAAGAUCACCAAGCGCUCGGGCCUGUCGGCUGUCAUCACAGGCUGCUGAGGUUAAGCCCCUGUCCCUGGACGAGCCUAGGAGCACCCAGCCUUGCUAAUGGAGAGAGCGUCGCCCCUUCCUUUUCUUAGGCCAUCUGUGAUCCGAUUCGAACCCAGCCCAUACCCUGAACCCCACGGCCAAAUGUACCUGCAGUCUGCUGCCCGCAGGCCAGUCGGACGGGAUGGUUGGGACCCACUCGGGACUGGAAGAUGAAUUUCUCGUUCGGGGUUCGGGAUCCUCGCGACGCGUUCCUGCGCCGGGACGACGGCGUGCCUCCAUCACAGGCUGCCUCGGCGCUCAUUUAGCCAAAGAUGUUCUCUCCGAUGAGAGGAAGGCGAGGAAUCGCUUCCCGACACAUGCUGCGUGCUCCUCCGGGGACAGCCCUCCCGCAGCCCUCCUCCGUGUCCACAUGCCAGAUCAUGACGACUUGCGCAGAAACCCACCCGUGGGCCGCGCAAGGCCGAGCUCUCCUGGCAUUUCCAGUGCAUUCGAGACAUGGAAAGAACCCAAUAAAGAUGGUGUGUUGUGCUCUGC
Monodelphis domestica (gray short-tailed opossum) is the source of this 1854-nucleotide messenger RNA. RefSeq names its product thioredoxin reductase 2 (gene TXNRD2). Gene Ontology annotation, cellular component: cytosol; mitochondrion. Gene Ontology annotation, molecular function: glutathione-disulfide reductase (NADPH) activity; flavin adenine dinucleotide binding. The record is from RefSeq and is a predicted model, not a curated record. Gene Ontology annotation, biological process: cellular response to oxidative stress; glutathione metabolic process; cell redox homeostasis. Lineage: Eukaryota; Metazoa; Chordata; Mammalia; Didelphimorphia; Didelphidae.